Messenger RNA from Dibothriocephalus latus, 420 nucleotides. The record is from the annotation of a GenBank genome assembly. Lineage: Eukaryota; Metazoa; Platyhelminthes; Cestoda; Diphyllobothriidea; Diphyllobothriidae.
AUCCUCAACGAAAGAGACAAAUUUCAGAAUGAAUUGGCUCGUGUUCUUCAACAGAAAGAGAAGCUCGAAAGUCUUUGUCGCGAACUCCAGAAACAGAAUCAUCAAAUAAAGGAAGAGAGUAUGCAAAUGGCCGAGUCGGAAGAUAAGCAGCGGAAAGCUGUAGCCGAUCGCUUCCAAGCCAGCAUCGUCGACAUUCAAAAACAACUUGGCGAGUACUUAAACAAGAACAAGGAGCUACGUGAAGAGAACCAACAGCUGGCUGAAAGAUUGCAGAAUUUCAUCAAGGACCAUGAAAGCCGAGAAGGGCACGUUCAGAAGGUAGGAAAUUCCCUUGCUGUGAAUUUCGUGGUCCCAUUAAAAAAUUCAAAAGAUAAAUUGAUGAGUAAAUGGUUGUUUUCGAUAAAUUUCCUUCAGGCCUAG